GUAACAAUAUUAAUAAAAAGAAGAAGAAGAAAAAAAAAAGAGAAAAAAUAAAAAAAAAAACAAACAAACAAGUGAGCAAAGUUACGUUCCAAGAUAAAUUAUUGGCUGUGCGUUUAUAACGUAAACGAUAGUGUUCAUCGGUGGUUGUAUUGAUAUAUAUAUAUACAUAUAUAUACACACACACAUAUAAAUAUAUAUAUAUAUAUAUAUAUGUAUAUAUACCAAAUACUAAUAUCGAUUCGUUUUGAAGAGCCGAGAGUAGAAAAAAAAAAAAAUAAAAAAACGAAGAGAGUGGGGAAAUACGGAAAAAGAGAAUUGUGAGUGUGUUUAAAAGAAAAUUUUUAAACAAAUAAGAUUUAAUAUAUAAAAAUGUUUGCAAGAGGGUGUGAUGAUCUAUUUGUAAUCAAAAUUAAUAUUUAACAAUUCGCGUGUUUACUUUUAUUUUUUAUUUUACCGAAAUCGAUUCAAUUAUCGAUUAUCGAUUGUUAUAUACAUUGCAAAGUAUGUGCAUGUAUAUAAUAAAAAUAAAUUAACGCACGUGUGAUACGUAAUUAAUACUGUCAAUAUAUUCGGCGCGUAUUCAAUUAUCGUGCUGUUAAAUGAGCAAUAAACAAGUUUUAAGUCUUUCUAUUCGUCUUCUUUAAAGUUUAAGAAAAAUUAAUAAAAAGAAGAAAAAAAAAGAAGAAGAAGAAGAAGAACGUGUUCGGUGAUAAAUCAAGAAAAAAUUAACAACAGGUGUGUUCUUUCUUCGUUUAAACGACACAGUCUGGUUCUACUUAUAUUUUUGGAAAUUACGAUUUUGUGUGUGAAAUAAAAUUAAAAACAGAAAAAAAGAAUAAAAAAUAAAAAAUAAAAAGAGGGGUGAAUAGACGACAAGAUGGCGUUCGCCGCGGCAAGAAUGAUCCUCAAGGACAAGCGGCGAAAGGCCAGCAAAGAAGACUUCGCACCUCGUAACAGAAGCAAGGCCCGCAGCGCCAGUACAAGUAGCUUUAGAAGCCUGAGCCAGGCACGCAACAAGCCAGCCGAUGGAGUAGGCCACGUAAAUCAGAAAGGUGCGGCCGGUCAAAAGGCACCGCUUGCUGGUGGACAAAAGGGUGCACCUGGUGCCAAGGUUGCGACUAAACCAGCUCAGAAGCCAUCUGCACAAAAAGGACAGGUCAAAGUUACCCCUAAGGCUGCCUCCGUUAAAACGGGAAAGAACAAAAAGAAAGGCCAGAGGCAACAAUACGAUCUCAUCGUAACCAUAAACUUGUCCGAGUAUGGUCUCACGGAGGAUCAAGUCGCUGAAUUCAAAGAAGCAUUUAUGUUGUUCGACAAAGAUGAGGAUGGUACAAUCACCAUGGCGGAACUUGGAGUGGUCAUGCGAUCAUUGGGACAGAGACCAUCCGAUACGGAAUUACGAGACAUGGUGAAUCAAGUUGAUCAAGACGGUAAUGGUACCAUCGAGUUUAAUGAGUUCCUGCAAAUGAUGUCGAAAAAAAUGAAGGGUGCAGAUGGAAAAGACGAGCUACGCGAAGCGUUUAGGGUAUUCGACAAGAACAAAGACGGCCUGAUCUCUUCUAAAGAAUUACGUCACGUAAUGACAAAUCUAGGAGAAAAAUUGUCGGAGGAGGAAGUCGACGACAUGAUCAAAGAGGCAGACCUUGAUGGCGAUGGUAUGGUUAACUACGAAGAAUUCGUGACGAUCCUGACGUCGAAAAAUUAGUUUGUCAAUCGAAAAUAAUUAGACGAUAUUGAGAUGAUAACUACGAGAGAAGAAGAAGAAGAAGAAAAUUAAUAUGAAAAGAAGGAAGCACGCAAAGUUCCUCGCCAGGGUCGUAGAUAGAAAAAAAAAAUAAAUAAAAAUAAUAAUAAAAAAGGACAUUUAUCGUGAAAUCCCAGAGUAAUUAAACCGCAGCAGCAAGAGACAGCAGCAGCAG
Messenger RNA from Polistes dominula (European paper wasp), 1919 nucleotides. Its product is annotated as neo-calmodulin. The record is from RefSeq and is a predicted model, not a curated record. NCBI's taxonomy places the organism in Eukaryota, Metazoa, Arthropoda, Insecta, Hymenoptera, Vespidae. Gene Ontology annotation, cellular component: myosin II complex. Gene Ontology annotation, molecular function: calcium ion binding.